AUGCACGAGGGGGUCCUUCGGGGGUACGCCGGGCAGAGCAACAUUCUGUUGGUGGUACAAUGUCAGACAGAGACAGACAGCAGUAUACAGCCAGCUGUGGUGAUGGUGAUGUUACUGCUGAAGUGUUUGCUGCUGUUCUACUUGUCAUUCAAUGAAUUGACCACAGCAGCAGAAGCUAUUCUCUGCGUGAAGACUGGGGAGAAGUUUACCAUGAAGUGCUCCACCACUCUAAAAGACCAGGAAGGAAUGUACCUGUAUUUUGGGGUGGACAGGGACAGGGAGGUGUUGUAUUACUACCAGCGUAACUCCAAGCUGAGCCCCAGGAAAGGCUACUGGGACAGAGUGAAGACUGAGGGACCUGUGGACCAACUGACCAUCACCAUCAGUAACCUGACCAUAGAGGACACAGGAGUCUACCGGUGUAUUUACACAAAAUUCAAUGAAAACACGAAUGAAAAUGAUAUCAACCAAGGAAGAGGCUCCACUCUGGUUGUGGUGAAUGCUGCCAUGGUCCCUACAGUUACUGCAGUAACGCUGACCCCCUUUCACCACCCAAUGAGAAGCCGUGACCCAUCUGGCGUGGUAAACAUCAUUAGCAUCUUGACCAUCCUGCUGUGUGUCAUCUUCCUCAUCUGGGUCGCUCCACGG
Messenger RNA from Salvelinus sp. IW2-2015, 648 nucleotides. NCBI's taxonomy places the organism in Eukaryota, Metazoa, Chordata, Actinopteri, Salmoniformes, Salmonidae. The record is from RefSeq and is a predicted model, not a curated record.